CAAGUCAUUGAACGUUCAAACAAUUCAUUGAGCGAACUUUUUUUUUACAAGUGCUUCGUUAAGAAGAAUGAAAAAGUCAUAUUCUAAAAGUCAAUUGAGUGAAACAUCUACAAAUUCAACUAAUUCUCCUCCAUCUGAACGCAUUAUACAUUUAUCGAGACCUCGUAAGAGACAACCAAAUAAAACUGAGCAUAGUCAAAAGAUCCAAUGGGGUAACCAGGAAACCUUAUGGCCAAUUUCGGAUGCGGCGAGAAAGGCGACAGCGUCGCCAAGGAUACUCGAUUUAUCGAGAUCUCUCUCAAGACAAAAUGAUGGAAUGCCACAAUACUAUUAUAGCUGCGGGAGAAACUCGACAAUAUGGCCAAUAUCUCCAGCAGCACAGAAAUAUAAUCCCACGGAGAGAGUUCGGCGAUUAGCUACCCCUAAAAAUGACAGAGAUGACUAUAUUCGUCAGCAUGUCCCUUUAUACUUUUAUGGAUGCGGAAGAAACAGUUCCAUUGGGAAUACAGUCAAACCUUCCUCAAUACCACAAGCUACGGAUAGAGUAUCAGCUUUGGCAAGACACAAAGAUCCGGAAAAAGAUUAUCAUUACAAACGGGAAAGAGAAGUACAAACCGUGGUAAAAGACGCUACACUACGAGCUAUACCAUCACCAAGAAUAGACGAUUUAUCGAGACCUAAACCAAGAGAUGGCUACGAAUGUUAUAGAGACCCUCACUGGAAGGUAACUGAUGGAGCUAGAAGUGCUACUCCAUCCGAAAGAAUACAGUACCUAUGUAAACCAAAGACAAAAAUCGAAGGUUUCCACUUUGAUAAAAGCGUUGAAACUGUUGUAUCUAAAGGAGCACUUCGAGCUAUUCCUUCUACGAGAAUUGUAGAGUUAGCAACUCCUAAAAAGAUUAUUGGAGCCUAAAAAAAAGAGAGAGAGAGAGAGAGAGAGAGGGAAUAUUUUCUAAAGAAAAACGACUUCAAACUUUGUGUCAAACAUUCUUAAACGAUUCCUUGAAGAUUAAUAAAGAUAAUAUAAGAGAUUGUCUACAAGAUGACUUUUUAAUUGAUCUCAUGGUUUUUUCUUCAUUCUGUUGAAUUUCUUUUAAUAGAGCCAUUUUUC
Molecule: messenger RNA, 1111 nt
Organism: Dimorphilus gyrociliatus
Lineage: Eukaryota; Metazoa; Annelida; Polychaeta; Dinophilidae
Source: the annotation of a GenBank genome assembly